ACCUGGGACGGAUGCCAAUGCUGGUACAGGACAGCCUGGACGAGGCCAUGACCGCUUUGGUACAGAAGGUCAUCGAUCAGCUCAUGAGAUUUGCCGGGAACUCGAUGACGGACGACGGACCCGGCUGCAAGGCGGUGCCACCUGCGGGCGACACCAACACUGACCCCAUCUGCUCCACCAAGGCUGACCUGAUGGCCGUCAUGGACCCCUCGCAGGGGGACUCCAGCCUGCAGGCGCAGAAGGUCUUCCUAUCAGAGAUGGCGCUGGCCAUGGACAUCGGGUGGAACAAGUCGUACGUGCAGGUGGUGAGCGGGGUAGACGGCCAGGUGCUGCUGGAUAAGUGGAACUAUACCAACAAGGCUCGCCUGGCCUGCGACGCCCAGCACAUCAGUGUGCCGUCCGGCCAGCUGGACCUGAUGCAGACGCUCGAUGCGCUGAUCACCUACUACGGCAACCUCCUGGACCAGGAGCGGUCAGACAUGACGGCCCGAUCCAACACACAAGUACUGCUGCUCAUGCGAGCGAGUACUCGGAUCGAUAACGAGGAUGACGUGGCGUACAAGCUGAACACGCUGUGCGACAUGUUCCCAGACCUGAACAUCUUCACGCUCACGGACAACCCAAACGUAUUCAGCGGGGUGCAGCAGAAGAUGGACCGGCGUCAAUUCCUCAGUGAUAACAUGUUUACCACCGAGUCCAGCCAGCAGGGCAUACGCGACACGUUGGUGCCCAAAGUCAAUUCGCAAAUGUGCCAGACUCCGUCGCGAUUCGUCUAUCCGGCCUGCAACACGGACAACCUGGGAUACACGUACAACGAGAACAAUCACGAGUACACCCACUUUAUCACGCCCGGACGUGUGGCCUACCUGCGCUUGGGGCCGGAGCAGUUUUUCUCCAGCAGCGACCUCAAGCUCCAGUUCGAGUCAACGUUCGGCUCGCUGCAGUUCUGCAUCAGCCGUGAGGAUCCAAUGCCGGCCGACGGAGGCGACGACGUCACCUGCAUGUCCACCGAAUCCGUUUCUACCAGCCAAGUGGAGUUUACCUUCAACGCACCCUGCAACGAAGAUCAGAUGAACGGUGACUGCCCACCUUUCUAUAUCUCCAUCCAGCAGAACCCGGCCUCGACCAGUACCGACAACGUCAACCUGUGCUCAGACGACGAGUGCCCGUUCCCGAAUAGCAUCCGCUACACGCUGAAGCACGAGAACAUGCGCUGCAACAGCGUGAGCUCGCUGGCCGUACCGGCGUUUCUGCUGGCCGCUGCGGCCCUCCUCCGUCAGGUGGCGCAGUAGGCGCGGCGCCGAACAGCGCGCCUGCGGCGGAGUGCUGCGAUGCUGGCGGCGUCCCAAGCGCGCGCGGGAGGGCAAGCUGACCCAGCCAGUUAAAUGUGCGUGUUGAAUGGACAAGAGGACGUAGCACUAAUGGCCGGCGGGAGCGAAUACGGGCGUGCGUGUGUCGAAGGGCGAACAUUUUUUGACGCGUCUUCUUAGGGUACUUUUGUUGUCAGUGACUGGUGACUUAGAUUGUAGAACCUAUCUAUGAUUCGCAUGCCAACAGUGCA
This is a messenger RNA of Pollicipes pollicipes, 1561 nucleotides long. RefSeq lists its product as uncharacterized. The record is from RefSeq and is a predicted model, not a curated record. NCBI's taxonomy places the organism in Eukaryota, Metazoa, Arthropoda, Thecostraca, Pollicipedomorpha, Pollicipedidae. Bases 12 to 1292 code for a protein of 426 amino acids. The transcript is spliced from 10 exons.